Meloidogyne enterolobii is the source of this 681-nucleotide messenger RNA. The record is from the annotation of a GenBank genome assembly. Lineage: Eukaryota; Metazoa; Nematoda; Chromadorea; Rhabditida; Meloidogynidae.
UUACCAGCAAAUGCCCUCUUCUUUAGAGGCAAUGAUUCAAAACAUGAUACAAGCGGGUAUUCCACAAGCACAAAUGAUGCAAUUAUUGCAGACAAUGCAGGCUACAGCCACUAAUAACAACAAUAUUUCUUCUCCGGCAAUUAACGGCACAACUAACUCCGCCACUAACAGUUCAAGUGGCGGAGGUCACCAAACUGUUAAUCAAGCCCAUCAACAUUUUUCAUUAGCUAAUAAUCAACAUCAACAAACUGCCAGUCAAUCCGCAGUAGUAGCAUCUAGUGGCGGUGGAAAUGGAGGAUCUACUGCGGCAGUAAAUACGGCAGGUGCACAUCAAGUUGCUGCUGCCGCCGCUGCAAGUCUUCAGUUUUAAUUGACAUUUUCUAAUACAAAACUAGGAUUCGUCCUUUAACUGAAAAAAACCAACACUCGCAUUUUUGAAAUUGAAAAUAUCCUUUAUUUAUGCCCUUAGAAUUGGCAAUUUAGUAUUUAAGAAGUCCCAUUUAAAAAGUUUUGGAUUCCUGGCCUUCAGAAAUUAAAAAAAAAUUUUGCCUGCUUCGCUAAAAAGAAAUAUACUUGGGAGAGAAGUACUUUUUUUAUCAACCCGAAUAAGGCCUGCAAGGUCUCAAUACUUUGAAUAAUGUUUAGUGGUUCAAAAGAAUAAAAGUGCCAUUUAACAUUGUU